AUGGCGACGGCCCGGGAGAAGCCUGAUAAAGCUACCCUCAUUGACCAUAUUCUCUCCGAGGAAGACCUCUACAAAAUUCUUGGAGCCCCCCGAUCGUCCUCGCCUAACGACUUGCGCAGAUGCUACAUCCAACGGGGUAAGAUCAUUCAUCCAGAUAGACGGCCUGCCCACGAGGGAUCCACCGCUGCGUUUCAGCGCUUAUCCCAUGCCUACGAAAUUUUGAAGAAACCUUCAUUACGUGCCCACUAUGACCGGGAGUCCAGCCGCGGCGGUGGAAGGCCAGGGUUCAAAGGUGCGGUCAAGGGCAUUAUGGGCGAGCUCCUAAGUGGGGAGUUUGCGUUGGUGAGACGUGUCAUGGGCAAGCUAAAUCAGGAGUUUCCUGAGGUGGUAAAUGACAAUACCAUCGUUGCGAUUGAGAGGGCCUUUAACAAAAUGCGGGAGAUGACUCUCACAACACGAACUUAUCUCCUUCUCCUAUCAAUCGAAUUGUCUCGCAUCCACCGAGUGUCGAAAAAGCUCCUCUCGCUAGGCUACUUCGACGUAAUUGGCCGGAUGCGACUCACGGUGCAAUUAGUCAGAGUUACGUUAGCGGCACCCGUUCGUGUUGACCGAGCGCUCCAGCGCCGUCGGGAAAGGGAAUACCAGGCAAGAAAGGCCGGAUAUGAUGCCGCCGGCGCCAGUAGCGGAGGCUUGCUCAACGAUAGGGUUCGGGGUGUCCUUGAGUUUAUCAUCGGCGGCGAGAUCGAGGACGCUGGGGAAGAUGACCCCUUCGAGAAAUUCUGGGGAAAGCAGUGACUGGUUGUGGCUCUGGCGCAAGGAUAGCCGGAAUCUUUACGAGUCGCGAGUGACUAUUUCUUUUGGACUUUGUGGGUGGAAUGCCUCUGGGCAUUUGGAUUGAAAUUUAAAUCCUCCGCCAAAAUUUGAUUAGAUCGAGAGAACUUCAAACACCCCCA
Tuber melanosporum (Perigord truffle) is the source of this 953-nucleotide messenger RNA. RefSeq lists its product as uncharacterized. NCBI's taxonomy places the organism in Eukaryota, Fungi, Ascomycota, Pezizomycetes, Pezizales, Tuberaceae. The transcript has 3 exons. Bases 1 to 795 code for a protein of 264 amino acids. Gene Ontology annotation, molecular function: heat shock protein binding. The record is from RefSeq and is a predicted model, not a curated record. Gene Ontology annotation, cellular component: nucleus; cytoplasm.